AUGGAGAGGCUAAGGCUGGGGCAAAUGUCAGAACAUUUGUGUGUCAGGCUGGUGGCCAUGUUGCUCCUGGUUCUGUUAAUUUUUCUUCCAAGUACAUUCUGUGACAUAGGAUCUGUAUAUUCCUCUUCCUUUGAAACGGUCAUCCCCAAGAGACUGCCAGUCAAGGGGAGUGAAGAUCCCGGAGGAAGGGUGUCCUACAUGCUGUUGAUGCAGGGCCAGCAGCAGCUGCUUCACCUGGAGGUAAAGGGAGACCAUUCUGCGAGUAACUUCCCAGUCUACAGUUACCACAAUGGCGUCCUGGGGCAAGAAAUGCCUCUCCUCUCACAGGACUGCCAUUAUGAAGGUUACAUGGAAGGGGUGCCAGGCUCCUUUGUCUCUGUCAACAUCUGCUCAGGCCUCAGGGGCAUCCUGAUCAAGGAGGAAACAUCCUACAGCAUCGAGCCUGUGCUCUCCUCCAAAGAGUUUGAACACAUCCUGUACACUGUGGCACAUCAGCCCCGCGUCUCCUGCAGUGUCAUUCCCAAAGACAGCCCAGGGGACACUGGCCAGCAACAGAGGAGCAGGAGACCCGAUGACCUGCGGGAGCUGUCUGACUUGUGGUCACACACCAAGUACGUGGAGAUGUUCGUCGUGGUCAACCACCAGCGGUUCCAGAUGUGGGGCAGCAACGUCACCGAGACGGUCCGGGCAGUGGUGGACAUCAUUGCUCUGGCCAACAGCUUCACUAGGGGACUAAACACAGAGAUGGUGCUGGUGGGCGUGGAAGUCUGGACAGAGGGGGACCUGAUAGAGGCCCCGGUGGACCUGCAGGCUACACUGAGGAAUUUCAACCGCUGGAGACAGGAGGAGCUCCUGGGCCGUGUCAGGCAUGAUGUGGCACACUUGAUCGUCGGGCAUCACCCAGGAGAGAACGAGGGCCAGGCGUUUCUCGAUGGUGCCUGUUCUGGUGGGUUUGCAGCGGCUGUGGAGGCCUUCCAUCAUGAAGAUGUCCUGCUGUUUGCGGCGCUUGUGGCCCACGAGCUGGGGCACAACCUGGGAAUCCAGCACGACCACCCAGCCUGCUCCUGUGACCCUAAGCACUUCUGCCUCAUGCACGAGGAUAUCACCAAGGACAGUGGCUUCAGCAACUGCAGCUCUGACGACUUCUACCGUUUCCUCCAUGACCACAGAGGGGCCUGCCUGCUUGACAGGCCUUGGCACCAAAGCCGCAAGCGCAGAGCUGCCCGUUGUGGAAACGGUGUGGUGGAGGAGUCGGAAGAGUGUGACUGUGGUAACAGCUGCCACAGUAACCAAUGUUGUGAUGAAAACUGUAAAUUUAAGCAGGAUGCAGAGUGUAAUAAUGAGCUUUGCUGUUUUCAAUGUAAAUUUAAAAAGAAGGGACAGGUUUGUCGUCCUGCUGAUGGAAUUUGUGACCUGGCAGAAUACUGUAAUGGGACCUCUGCAAUAUGUCCUGAGAACAGGAUAGUGAAAGAUGGCUCUUUAUGUCAUGAAGCUUACUUCUGCUUUGAGGGUCAGUGCCUGGACCCUAGCUCUCAAUGCUCACGUAUUUUUGGGUUUGGUGCAAAAUCUGCCUCUGAUGAAUGCUACAGUUCCGUGAACAGCAGAGGGAACCGGUUUGGAAAUUGUGGGCCUUCUUCUGAGUCUCCAGGAACAUAUAUCAAUUGUUCAGAUCAAAACAGUCUGUGUGGGAAACUUACAUGUACAGAGUUACAGUUCUUACCACCAAUCAAACAGAAACAUACACUGAUCCAAAUCCCUCACAAAGUGAACUGGUGCUGGAGCAUGGAUGCUCCUGGUGAUGAGACAGACAUCCCUGGCAGAGGCUAUGUGAAGAACCUGACCAACUGUGGCUCAAAUAAGGUGUGUCAGAAUUUCAUCUGUGAAGACAGCGACACGUUCUCCACCUACCCUUCCUGCAGUAAGGAACUGUGUAGUGAACAUGGAGUUUGUAAUGAUUUAGGGCACUGCCAUUGUUCAUACGGCUUUGCACCCCCUGACUGCAGACAUAAAGGAACUGGAGGCAGUGUGGACAGCGGUCCCACUCCCGAACUAUCAGAUGAAAAUCCUCCAGAAGCUGAGAGUCAAAAUCCUGAAGAUGAAGGUAAAGAGUUGGUACUUAACUUAAAACUGAUAGUUCUUUCUGCUAUUUUGAUACUCACAAUACUCUUUAUAAUUGUAUGCAUCAUGAUUGCGUACAGCAAGUCAGAGACUCCUUAUGAAGUAGAGCCUUCAGAGUUAGAGAAGGUUCCGGAAGAGGCUGACAAAGAGGAAGAGAAGGAAGAGGAAGAGAAGGAAGAGGAAGAG
This is a messenger RNA of Microtus oregoni (creeping vole), 2304 nucleotides long. Its product is annotated as disintegrin and metalloproteinase domain-containing protein 1b-like. NCBI's taxonomy places the organism in Eukaryota, Metazoa, Chordata, Mammalia, Rodentia, Cricetidae. The record is from RefSeq and is a predicted model, not a curated record. Gene Ontology annotation, molecular function: metalloendopeptidase activity. Gene Ontology annotation, cellular component: sperm head plasma membrane; plasma membrane; external side of plasma membrane. The annotation marks the transcript as partial. The transcript has a single exon. Gene Ontology annotation, biological process: proteolysis; male gonad development; binding of sperm to zona pellucida.